Molecule: messenger RNA, 1955 nt
Organism: Mustela erminea (ermine)
Lineage: Eukaryota; Metazoa; Chordata; Mammalia; Carnivora; Mustelidae
Gene: CTSA
Product: cathepsin A
Exons: 15
Coding region: 46-1533 (495 amino acids)
Biological process (GO): proteolysis
Molecular function (GO): serine-type carboxypeptidase activity
Source: RefSeq, a predicted model, not a curated record
GCUGGCUGUCACGUGACGCCGGCACCCACGUGACUCCGACUCCACAUGACCUCCCGCGACCGGGCCCCUCCUGGAGAGCGAGGACGCGGGGGAGCAGAGAUGAUCGGAGCCGCGCUGUCGCCUCCUUGGCUGCUGCUGCUGCUCCUGCCCUGGGCGCCCCCAGGCCAGGCAGCGCCGGACGUGGAUGAGAUCCAGUGCCUGCCUGGGUUGGCCAAGCAGCCGGCUUUCCGCCAGUACUCCGGCUACCUCCGUGGCUCCGGCUCCAAGCACCUCCACUACUGGUUUGUGGAAUCGCAGAAGGAUCCCAAGAGCAGCCCUGUCGUGCUUUGGCUCAACGGAGGGCCUGGCUGCAGCUCCCUAGAUGGCUUCCUCACAGAGCACGGCCCCUUCCUGGUGCAGCCAGAUGGUGCCACGCUGGAGUACAACCCCUACUCUUGGAACCUGAUUGCCAAUGUGUUGUACCUUGAGUCCCCAGCUGGGGUGGGCUUCUCCUACUCUGAUGACAAGACUUAUGCCACCAACGACACCGAGGUCGCCCAGAGCAAUUUUGAGGCCCUGAAGGAUUUCUUCCGCCUCUUCCCGGAGUACAAGGACAAUGAGCUUUUCCUGACCGGAGAGAGCUAUGCCGGCAUUUACAUCCCGACCCUGGCGGUGUUGGUCAUGCAGGACCCCAGCAUGAACUUGCAGGGGCUGGCUGUGGGCAAUGGACUCUCCUCCUAUGAGCAGAAUGACAACUCCUUGGUCUAUUUCGCCUACUACCAUGGCCUUCUGGGGAACAGGCUCUGGUCUUCCCUCCAGACGCACUGCUGCUCUCAAAACAAGUGUAAUUUCUACGACAACACCGACCCAGAAUGCGUGACUAAUCUACAGGAAGUGUCCCGCAUCGUGGGCAACUCGGGCCUCAACAUUUACAACCUCUACGCCCCCUGUGCUGGGGGUGUGCCCGGCCAUUUAAGGUUCGAGAAGGACGCUGUCGUGCUCCACGACUUCGGCAACAUCUUCACUCGCCUGCCACUCAAGCAGACACGGCAUCAGGCGCUGCUGCUGCGCUCCGGGGACAGGGUGCGCAUGGACCCACCCUGCACCAACACCACGGCCGCCUCUACCUACCUCAACAAUCCUUAUGUGCGCAAGGCCCUCCACAUCCCUGAGCAGCUGCCCCGCUGGGACAUGUGCAACUUCCUGGUGAACAUACAGUACCGCCGUCUCUACCAAAGUGUGCAGGACCAGUACUUGAAGCUACUCACCACGCAGAAAUACCGGAUCCUGCUAUACAACGGAGAUGUGGACAUGGCUUGCAAUUUCAUGGGGGACGAGUGGUUCGUGGAUUCCCUCAACCAGAAGAUGGAGGUCCAGCGCCGGCCCUGGUUAGUGGACUACGGGGACAGUGGAGAGCAGAUUGCUGGCUUCGUGAAGGAGUUCUCCCACAUCGCCUUUCUCACCAUCAAGGGCGCUGGGCACAUGGUCCCCACCGACAAGCCCCAGGCUGCCCUCACCAUGUUCUCCCGCUUCCUGAAUAAGCAGCCGUACUGAUGGAGACCAGUCCCCCUUCUGCCCGAUGCAGCCGUACUGACAGAGACCGGUCCCCGUUCUGCCUGAUGCAGCCAUACUGACAGAGACAAGUCCCCCUUCUGAUCCAGCCCCUUUCCUGCCUCUCCUGCUAGGAGGGAGGCCCUCUUUUGUGCAAAAUGCCCCUGUGGGGCAGAUCCCGGCCUCCAGAACCAACCUACCCCACCAUCACUGCCCUCUCCACAGCCCUCUGCCUCCCAGACCAGGCCCCAGUGCCUCAGAAGACAGCCUGGGGGAGUUAGCACUUUAUUCCUGACUGGGGUGGGGCCUGGCCCCUCCCUUCAUGCACUGGAACACAGCAGAGCUCAGCACGGCCCAUGGGGAGGGUGGACAGACGGUAAUCAAUGGAAUGACUGAUGAUGGAAUUAAAUUGGGUACAGCUUAAA